Messenger RNA from Fimicolochytrium jonesii, 1941 nucleotides. RefSeq lists its product as uncharacterized. Gene Ontology annotation, molecular function: protein binding; histone H4K20 methyltransferase activity. The transcript is spliced from 6 exons. NCBI's taxonomy places the organism in Eukaryota, Fungi, Chytridiomycota, Chytridiomycetes, Spizellomycetales, Powellomycetaceae. Gene Ontology annotation, cellular component: nucleus. Bases 228 to 1790 code for a protein of 520 amino acids. The record is from RefSeq and is a predicted model, not a curated record.
CGCAGUCUCCGGAGCUCUGUCUUCAGCUGCCCCUCGUUCGUAAAACGCGUGCCCCUCAGGUGCCCCUUGUCUGCACGGAAAGUCCUUGCGCAACCAUACCGCGAAACGAGGACUGUUGAAGAACAUCACGCUUGGUCUUUGCAGCGAAACGCAGGGGGAAGCGGACACAGGGAGUUUGGGUGCUAUGUCCUCAUCUUUGGUCAAAAACUCAGGUUCUGCAUCGUAGCAUGGUUUCGGACCAGUUCUCGGACGCUCUGGACGAAAUGGACGUGGACACGCUGCCAGCCCCCGUCACCACGCUGGACACAUGCGAGAGAUCAAUACGCCGGAGGUCUCUCCCUCCAUUACCCAGCACGGCAGAGCUUUCAGAAGGAGAGUCGUCACAGCGCGGACGCGUAGCAACUACCGGUCGCAAGCGGAAAACGAGCGUUCUAUCUCAACUCACCAGGGAAACCAAGCUAGCCAAAGAGCGGGGCUCCCCAGCUCCCAGCAGCAGCAGACCCAAGCGGCUCCCGUUCGCCGACCUAGCGAACUACGAUGAUAUCCUCUGCGACCUGCUGGUCGACUCCCUGCACCUGGGGUUCAAAACGCAUAAAAUGAACGGCGAUUUUUAUUGCCCCGACGCUUCACCGCACGGUGGCGUUGAUGUUUUGGAUGCCCCGAGGAAGACGCCCGGGUUGGAGAGGGAGCAGAGCGAUACGGAGGCUGUUGCGGCGGCUGUCAUUGAUAUCGUGAGGAGAUAUGUCAUUGAUGAGAAGAGGCUGGAUUUGGCUGCUCAGGCUCUGUUGACGUGCAUAACCAUUCCGGAGGAUGGUUUUAAAAGUUUUGGUACCAUGUCUGAGGCGCUUCAACGAUCCUUCCAAGUUUUCGUGCCCUUCUUCCGUGGGAAAACGCCUGAGCAAUUGCAGGACUUCACAGAUCAUGCGGGACGGUACUUCGGAAUGUAUCACCCAGCCGCGGGGUAUGAAGUAGCACAGACCAACCGAUACGGCAGCUCAGGGAAGGUGGAAGCGUGUCUACGAGCGACACGCACCUUCGCGGUUGGGGAUGAGAUGCGAUAUUGCACCGGGGUCAUCGCCGAACUGGAUCAGAGCGAGGAGGCAUAUCUCACCGAUCGAGACUUUAGCGUCAUGUUCUUGACAAAGAAGGAGUGCUCUUGCUUGUUCCUUGGCCCGGCGCGGUUCAUGAACCAUGAUUGUGAUCCCAACGCCAAGUUCAUCAUUCUGAGCCUGAAACGGAAUCUCAUCGGCUUCAAGGUGCUGAAACCGAUCGAAGUUGGAGACGAGAUUACUACUUUUUAUGGCGAGAACUACUUUGGAGAAAACAAUAAGGAAUGCCUAUGCGGAACUUGUGAACGAUUGCACAAGGGAGCUUUCACCAGGCACGACGCCCUGCGCGAGAUAUUACCCGAUGGGGAAUACGAGCUCCCCAUGAUUGCCAAACUGAGGAAGAACUCGGCCCGCUCGCACACGUGGUCAUUCGAGCAGAACUUUGAUUCCGGAACUGACUCUGCUGAUAAGAAAAAGGAUAAAGAUGACGCUAACGUGCCCAAAUGCGCAACCUGCAAUGAAGGGCUCCUUGCGCUCAAUGCAACUCCGGAAACGGACUGUCAACGGUGUAUGCGCCAUGGUGAAAUUUUCGGCGUACGGUGGCCGAAUAGGAAGGGAAUAAGACGGUCGACCACCACCAAUGCCUUGGAAGAGGCCAACGUCAACUCGAGUACGGAAGACUCUGUCACUGGCAACACGACAUCCAUGUCUGAUGUGGAGAACACAGAAGGUGAGGCGUGAGCUCGUCUCUCGUUGUAAAUUUGUACUUAUGUUGAAGUUUUAUUGUGCACAGACACUCCUGUUGCGAAAAAGCCGCGGAAACGAGGCCCACGGAAAAGGAAGAAGGUGAGCUACCAUUCGAAGGCGCUGACCAGGGCCCAAAUGCUGACGA